GCCGACUCGGUGCACCUCGCCUGGGACCUCUCGCGGGCCCUCGGGGCCGUGGUCUUCUCCCGGGUUACAAAUAACGUUGUUUUGGAAGCGCCCUUCCUGGUUGGCAUUGAAGGUUUACUCAAAGGCAGCACUUACAACCUUUUAUUCUGUAGUUCUUGUGGGAUUCCCAUUGGUUUCCAUCUGUAUUCUACCCAUGCUGCCCUGGCUGCAUUGAAAGGUCACUUCUGCCUUUCCAGUGACAAAAUGGAAUGCUAUCUCUUAAAAACAAAAGCCAUAGUAAAUGCAACUGAGAUGGAUAUUCACAACAUGCCUCUACCAGAAAAGAUUGCAGAGAUAAAAGAGAAGAUAAUAUUAACACAUAAUCACUUAAGUUCACUGAUGAAGAUGCUGAAGGAAGUGACUCCUGACCAGUCCAACACAGAAAACUGAUCUAGAACCAGAGCUUGAGUAUCAGGGUCAGGCCUUACUGCCAUCUUCAAAGACGGGUGCUGUUCGAUCAUUUCUUGAGAAAGAUCAACUUCAAGAAUGGACAGGAAAUGUGGUUUAUUAUGUUUACACCUAGGCUGAUUUUCUGAAUGAUUUGUGAAGCUGUUUAUAGAAGAUGAGAAAUUAAGGAUCUCUCUGGCCAAGAUUCAUAUCUAUUUGACUUCAGAAAUUAUUUUAGCUCUCUUAUCAGUUUCCUAGUCAUUUCUGAAAACACCUUUAACUUCAUAUUUAGGGAUUAAGGGGCAAUGUGCCAUGAAUGAUCUUAUCUUAAGAAAUAUAUGGUAAUAAAGUUGUACUUAAUGUUGACUAUUGUGAUUCCUACAUGGAGCAGUUAUAUGAAUGGUUGUAACCAAGAAUUAACAUUUCAGUUAAGCAAUAAAGGUUUUAUAUUCUGCAUUUUCUCAA
Messenger RNA from Myotis brandtii (Brandt's bat), 891 nucleotides. It is a transcript of the gene OIP5, whose product is annotated as Opa interacting protein 5. NCBI's taxonomy places the organism in Eukaryota, Metazoa, Chordata, Mammalia, Chiroptera, Vespertilionidae. The record is from RefSeq and is a predicted model, not a curated record. The transcript is spliced from 5 exons. Gene Ontology annotation, cellular component: chromosome, centromeric region; nucleus; chromatin. Gene Ontology annotation, biological process: chromosome segregation; CENP-A containing chromatin assembly. The annotation marks the transcript as partial.